AUGGGGAAGAACGCAGCAGCGGGACCGCAGUCACCAGCCGGGAUUAUUAAACUCCCCCGCGAUUCUGCACGCGGCUUCGUGCAGCUCCCGUUUCCUGGGGUAACCACGCGGGCCUGGCAGACUCACAGCCGAGCAGGGACAGACAGGAUGCCGACUCAGGCAGCAUCAGGUGGGGCAGAAUAUCGAGGAAGCUACAAGAAGUCAGAGUGCAAGUGGCUUCCCGUGACUUACCGCGGGCGCUCCUUCUGCCUCCCCUCCUCCUGCCUAUUAGACUUCUCCUCGCUGGCUGGGCCCACACUGGAGAUGCAGGAAAGGUGCUUUGAACUUCGCCGGGCUCCUGGUAAACCCUCAGUCCACGUUAGCGCCGGUCAUUUGAAAACCCCGGAAGUGAGAGAAAGCACGUACUACCUUCAGCCUAGGCGGCGCAGGCAGCCGCGACCCCAGGAAGCCGAGGAGGUGAGGACGCACAGGGCUACCUGCCUUCAGCAGCGGCCGUCUCCUGCUACGACCAGGAGUGGCCUGUCGGCCUCUCAUUCCUCUGAAGACGAUAAACCAUCUUCCCAAAGUGAUUUAAGCCAAACAAUCUCAAAGAACACUGUCGGGGGCACACAAGAGGCUCCAGUGGUGAGUGAAGAUCUUGUCAUCCGCUUAUGUCAGCCCUGGCUUACGAAACCCAAGAAUGAAGCCACCAGUGUCCAACAGAAGGUCAGUUUCUCUGAAGAAGAAACUGAAGAAGAUGAUCAAGACGGCUCUCACAGCAGGGCCCCUGCUGCUGGAGCCAGAUCCAGGGAUUCUGAUGAAUCCGGAGAUCAAACCAGCAGAUCAUCUAGUCAAUAUACAGAAUCAUUCUGGCAGUCAUCACAAAGUCAAAACUUCACAGCUCAUGAUAAGCAACCUUCAGCGCUGAGCUCAGGAUAUCAUAAUACUCCUCAGAAAGGGACCCAACAAACUGCAAGAAUAGGGACGGGGAUGCAAAAUGACAGCAUUCAGAAAUCAGAGCUUGGAAACCAGUCACCAUCACCCUCCAGGUGCCAAGUGACUGAACAACCUCAAAAUGCUUCUUUUGCCGGGAGGAACUGGUGGUGGCUACUUCCUCUGACAGCUGCUCUCCCUCUGGGGUUUUUGCUCUUCAGUACUGCUGAGGUAGAAACCACUGCUGUUCAAGAGGUCCAGAACCAGAUAAAUCAACUUAAGAAUAAAUACCAAGGUCAAGAUGCAAAGCUGUGGAAAAGGAGCCAA
Molecule: messenger RNA, 1239 nt
Organism: Saimiri boliviensis boliviensis (Bolivian squirrel monkey)
Lineage: Eukaryota; Metazoa; Chordata; Mammalia; Primates; Cebidae
Source: RefSeq, a predicted model, not a curated record